Molecule: messenger RNA, 3621 nt
Organism: Galeopterus variegatus (Sunda flying lemur)
Lineage: Eukaryota; Metazoa; Chordata; Mammalia; Dermoptera; Cynocephalidae
Gene: RABGEF1
Product: RAB guanine nucleotide exchange factor (GEF) 1
Exons: 6
Coding region: 462-1361 (299 amino acids)
Biological process (GO): vesicle-mediated transport
Cellular component (GO): endocytic vesicle; cytosol
Molecular function (GO): small GTPase binding; guanyl-nucleotide exchange factor activity
Source: RefSeq, a predicted model, not a curated record
GGAGAAGAGGCUUCUCAAUCUGGAAGACUUUGAAAUAUAUUCUAAAAUGAAAGUCAUCACAACUAGAUGAGAUUUAGGUAAAAGAUAAAAAUAUACAAUAGUGAAAUAAACCAGGUAUUCCAGAAAUGGAUUCAGUUUCUCAGGAGCAAAUUAUAUGACGACUGGAAAACAAGGGGAACAGGGCCGCUUCUUACUAAAGGCUGCUGAAGAAGACAGGUAGGCUUGUGUGCAAACUGUUGUAGGUCUGUGUUUCAUACUAUGCACCUUAUGUUCCUGCCAGGCUAAAAAGCUAAGGAGCUAAACAUGAAAAAAUUUAGGAGAAAGCAGAUGAGGAUAUUUACUUCAGCUGUGGAGACGAGCUAAAAUUGAACUAUUGAAGAAUUGUUUUUAAUGACCAGGAUUUAAGCAUUGAGGAACAAUCAGAGUGUACUCAGGAUUUUUACCAGAAUGUGGCUGAAAGAAUGCAGACUCGUGGGAAAGUGCCUCCAGAAAGAGCUGAGAAGAUAAUGGAUCAGAUUGAGAAGUACAUCAUGACUCGCCUUUAUAAAUAUGUGUUCUGCCCAGAAACCACUGAUGACGAGAAGAAAGACCUUGCUGUUCAGAAGAGGAUCAGAGCCCUCCACUGGGUUACACCUCAGAUGCUCUGUGUCCCUGUUAAUGAAGAAAUUCCAGAAGUGUCUGACAUGGUGGUGAAAGCAAUUACAGAUAUCAUUGAAAUGGACUCGAAGCGUGUGCCUCGUGAUAAGCUGGCCUGCAUCACCAGGUGCAGCAAGCACAUCUUCAAUGCCAUCAAGAUCACCAAGAACGAGCCCGCCUCCGCGGAUGACUUCCUGCCUACUCUCAUCUAUAUCGUGCUGAAGGGCAACCCGCCGCGCCUCCAGUCCAAUAUCCAGUAUAUCACCCGCUUCUGCAACCCGAGCCGACUGAUGACUGGAGAGGAUGGCUACUACUUCACCAACCUGUGCUGUGCCGUGGCUUUCAUUGAGAAAUUAGAUGCCCAGUCUUUGAAUUUGAGUCAGGAGGAUUUUGACCGCUACAUGUCUGGCCAGACCUCUCCCAGGAAGCAAGAAUCUGAGAAUUGGUCUCCUGAUGUUUGUUUAGGUGUUAAGCAAAUGUAUAAGAACUUGGAUCUCCUGUCUCAAUUGAAUGAGAGACAGGAAAGGAUCAUGAAUGAGGCCAAGAAACUUGAAAAGGACCUAAUUGAUUGGACGGAUGGAAUUGCAAAAGAGGUUCAAGACAUUGUUGAGAAAUAUCCACUUGAAAUUAAGCCUCCAAAUCAGUCAUUAGCAGCUAUUGACUCUGAAAAUGUUGAAAAUGACAAACUUCCUCCACCAUUGCAACCUCAAGUUUAUGCAGGAUGAUAAAAAUUGACACAGAUAGUAUUUAUUUGGGCCUAAAUUGUAGGUAGCCCUUACCACAGUCCCUUGAUUGGGAUGUAGAAUAUAACUUAAUUGCUUGUAAAGGUCAGAAUGUUGUUAAAGGUACAGUUUGUGGGGGUUUUGUUUUGUUUUUUUCUUGGCAGGGCAAGCUUAGUAAAUAAUAAGCUACUAUUUAUUUGAGUUGCUGAGAUAGAUUCAUUUAAGGCUUGUGUGAAAAUUUUGUCUAAAUCUUUUUUUUCCUCCAUGAUUUUCCUAUGCACUUCCUUUGUGGCAUUCACUGUGGUUUGGUUUUGGGUAAAUAAUUGCCUUUUAAAGGAUAAAACAAAUGAAUGUUACAAAGUGUGUAUUUGAAGGAAUUCAAUGGUACCACUGUUCCACAGUUUGAAAUAAUUUUAUAAUUGUAAAGACAGAAGAUAUAUUGAUAAGUAAAUAUGUAAAAUUGUAAAUACGUUAAAAAAAAUGGUGUCUGCUGUGCAUGGCAUUUCAUGUAUUCAUUUUUUUUUUUAGUUUAAAAUGAAAUAUAUUGAAUGUUUGUCCUUAGCACCAUUUUAUUUGGUUUACCCUACUAAAAUGAAUCCAGAAGUGUUUAGACUUACUCCCUUAAAAUGUGGACUCCAUCAUAACAGUAUGUUAGCCCUAACUUUGAGAUCCUGUACAGUCAGAGACUGUGACACCAUUAAGGUUCAGGAUAAGUUUUUGGUCAUGUAAAGUUGCUGUUCUCAGUGUAGUCAUUUGAAGACUUUGAACCAUAUUUCUAGCAUCUUUUUUCUACAUUCAUUCAGCAAUUCUUUAUUGCGUUCUUUGAUGUAAAGGAGCUGGCUCUGGGUGUGGGGUGGAAGAUGGCAGUAGGGUGCUCUGCUGGUGAGAGUUGAUGGUGUUCGCUCAGAGCUGUAGAGUACAGGGAUACCUUGCAGCCUCCAAUGUGAACUUUUGACUUUUUGGGCAACCCAGACACAUGUCAUAUAAACCUCUUUCAGGGUUUGUUUGUUUUUUGGUGGCUGGCCAGUACAGGGAUCCGAACCCUCAACCUUGGUGUUAUAACACUGUGCUCUAACGGAGCUAACCGACCAGCCCUCCUUUUUAGAGUUUCUUACCCUCAGUACUGUUGACAUUUGUGCCCUGAGAAAUUCUUGUGGUGGCGGCUGUCCUGUGUACUGUAAGGUGCUUACAGCAUCCCUGCCCUCUACCUGAUGCCAGUAGCAGCCCCCACAGUUGUGAAAAAUUGUCUCCAGACAUUGCCAAAUGUCUCCUGGGGGCGAAAUUGCCCCCAGUUAAGAACCACUGAUCUCUUUGGUUAGUGAGAUAAUGAUCCUCCUGGUAGUUAAUAUGAUGUAACCAAAGAACAUGGCAUCAAAUGCACAGUUACAGUGUUAAACUGGUACCUCAUUCAGUGAGGCCCUACAGCUACCUGCAGUGUGGAAACUUUUCUAAUGCUAAUAGAGCCUUCAUAACCUAAAUAUACCACUGAUGAUGCUUCUUCCAGUCAGGGACCUCUGCAGGUGAUCAGUGUACGUGUGAAGUGGUAACUCCCCAGGCACCGUUCUUGAACAGACCACAUCACACAAGCAGUUUGAAAGGUUCUCUGGCUUUCCCAUGAUCUUCCUAAGAAUGUGCGUGUACCACAAAAUUGUAGAGUAGUAAUUUUGGAAUAAAACUAGGGUAGUUAUAAAACUUUUUAUGCUUUAUUUAAAUUUACAUAUAAAAUCUAUCAAGUAUGGCACAUCUAAUGUCAUAAAGCACCUAAGACAUGAAGCAGUUAGCCAAGUCAGCUGGUCACCAAGUGCACAUGGGAGGUGAUGAGUUACUGUCACAUGCCAGGAAGAAUUUUCUUGUAGAACAACCUUGGCCCAAAUGAUUUUAGUAGAAAGCUUCCCCUUUUUUGUGUGUACUUUCUAGGUGCUAAAUCAGGUAUGCAUAGUCUUAAUUCUAGAAAUAUGCAGCUCUUUUAGUUGUUGUACAUUAUAUUUGUUAAAUAAUAUGUGCAUGUCAGCCUCCCUCAAAAGCUGGCUUCUUUGGAUUUCUUACAUAUUUUUAAAGUAAGUUGUUGUGUUGAUUUUUUGUAGAUAGCUCAUAUUGGUCUAAUUCUUCAGAUAUGGACUCUUGCCUUAUGUAGAGGCUUAUAUUUCUCUUAAGUCAGCAUCAACACAAUGGCCAGAGUUUCUGUUUUCUCAAAAGAAAGUGUUAAUAUUUUAUGGAUUAUAAAUGUUAUUGGAAUAAAGCUUUGGAACAGAAGUUCAUAUUA